Messenger RNA from Rhincodon typus (whale shark), 609 nucleotides. RefSeq names its product thiopurine S-methyltransferase-like. Lineage: Eukaryota; Metazoa; Chordata; Chondrichthyes; Orectolobiformes; Rhincodontidae. Gene Ontology annotation, molecular function: thiopurine S-methyltransferase activity. The annotation marks the transcript as partial. The record is from RefSeq and is a predicted model, not a curated record. The transcript is spliced from 4 exons.
ACCUCUGCUAACUGGAUGGUAAGCAGGGUCGAUUUCUGAGGUCUUCCUUGCACAAUUAACACUGCAACAUCUUCAUUGAACUCCUCCAAACUAGAGGGUGCUCACGGCACUUCGAAAGUAUCGUUUGUCGGAAGCAGGAAGUGUAAGAUGUGUUUUAUUACCAAUGUUAUUGAGCUCAGAUAAUGUGAACUUUGGACUUAGAAGAGUUAAAGAGUACGUAACUGACAGCUUUCCAGGAGAUCAGCUAUGUCUACAGAAGCAGAUGCAGUUGGUAAGACAUUAGAAAUUUUGCAAAGAAAGAAGCCUGCUGACCUGACUCUGGAACACUGGAUUGCAAGUUGGGAGAAGCAACAAAUUGGAUUUCAUCUCAAUGAAGUCCAUGAAAUGUUGAAGAAACACCUGAAUGUUAUGCUAAAUGGGAGAAAGCAAAUCCGUAUCUUCUUCCCACUUUGUGGGAAGGCAGUGGAUAUGAAAUGGCUUGCUGAUCAGGGGCACACUAUUGUUGGGGUAGAAAUAUCUGAAAUUGCAAUAAAGCAAUUUUUUACAGAACAGAAUCUGUCCUACGUUCAAGAACCUGUACCAGGGAUACCAGAUGCAGAAAUAUUUAAG